CAGAAAGCUGCAUUACAACACUAAAUAAAAACUCGAAUUCGGUGGUCUGUGCGGUUUCUCUUCCGCCGCUGUGUCGUCGUCGGAGCGGGCGCGCGGCCGGCCGGCUGAAAUGAGGGCGAUCGUGCAGCGAGUCUUGUCCGCCAGCGUCGAGGUGGAGGGGCGCGUGGUAUCGGAGAUCGGGCCCGGCCUCCUCGUCCUCGUCGGCAUCCGCGACUCCGACGCCGACUCCGACGCCGAUUACAUAUGUAGAAAGGUUCUAAACAUGAGGUUAUUUCCAAAUGAAAAGACUGGAAAAGCAUGGGAUCAGAGUGUUAUGCAAAGGCAAUUUGGAGUUCUAUUGGUCAGUCAAUUUACCUUAUAUGGCAUUCUCAAGGGUAAUAAGCCAGAUUUUCAUGUGGCUAUGCCACCUCAGGAAGCAAAACCCUUUUAUGCGUGUCUAGUUGAGAAGUUUCGCAAAGCGUACACUGCAGAUUUGGUGAAAGAUGGUAUCUUUGGAGCAAUGAUGAAGGUUAAUUUGGUAAAUGAUGGCCCUGUUACAAUGCAACUUGAUUCUUCCGCAGCACAAGAUUCAUCUCAACCAAGGAGUGCUGCCUGUGGGCUGGUGGAAGAAACUGAAUGAUGACAGCAGAAUUGAUUGGGUUUGAGGAAGGAGGAGCAACUCUUUCAAAUCUAUUCCUCUGAGAGAUAUGAAAUACUGUCAUUUCUCGUGGUUUUUUAGUCUAUGCUAAUCCGCCUUUAGUUGUCUGUAGAAUAAAAUUUGUACGGAUAUGCAUAUAAUUAUCUAUAGACUUGAAUUAAGUUAAUCAUUCAAAUGAGCCAUUUUUGUUUGAAUGAAUAAACAACCAUUGUGGUAAUUUUAUUGUACUCUUGAAUAGGACAUCUUUAUGGAGGGUCCUAGUGAUCCAAAAUAAGAUAUAUUUACCUUUGAAGUUA
Messenger RNA from Ananas comosus (pineapple), 933 nucleotides. RefSeq names its product D-tyrosyl-tRNA(Tyr) deacylase. Gene Ontology annotation, biological process: tRNA metabolic process. The coding region runs from base 110 to 619 and encodes 169 amino acids. NCBI's taxonomy places the organism in Eukaryota, Viridiplantae, Streptophyta, Magnoliopsida, Poales, Bromeliaceae. The transcript is spliced from 9 exons. Gene Ontology annotation, molecular function: D-tyrosyl-tRNA(Tyr) deacylase activity. Gene Ontology annotation, cellular component: cytoplasm. The record is from RefSeq and is a predicted model, not a curated record.